UGUCAAUGUCAAAUCAAUCCAAUCAAAAAGUUCAAAUAGGUACAUGCUUUCUUGUUGUGAUUUUUAGGAUUUUACGUAGUAUUAUAUAUUUUAGUUAAGGGGAAAUUCAUACACAUAUAAAAUUUCAUAUACAAUUAUACAACAUGCACACAGAAGAUACAGAGAACUUUUUGUUACUGUGUAAUUUUGAUGAACAGUAUUCUGAAGAGAAAGGGAAUAUUAGCAAGUUGUGGUCUGGAAAAUGGCAAAUAGAAGACACAGAUAUUUGUAAAGAAAUAUUACUGACAGAACUCGAGCCUGAUGCUCUUAUAGAUCUUUUUAAAAGGUACAGGGAUCAAGAGAAACAAACUCAAAUGAUAUUGGAUAUAGCCAUCAAAGCAUUUUUGACUUUCUGUGAUGUAAACUGGAAUUCUCAUCCAGAUGAUUUGAAAUUGGAAGAAUAUUUAGGGACAAGCUGGCCAGUGAACAUAGAUGUUACCUCAAAACUUCAAAGAGAUUCAGAACCUAUAUUUGUGAAUAUUUUGUGUCCUGAACUAUUGUAUUUAUCUUCUCAAAUCUUCAAUGCGCUGUAUGCCAUUGAUGGGAAACUACUUCAUCUAUGGUGGAGUUUCAGGGCUAAAGUAGUCCAUCAGAGAAUCCUCGAAGACACCAGUGCUACAUUGUAUUCGGACCUGGAACUGACCAUAGCCAAGCUGUCAAACGAGCUUCAAAGCUUAGCCAAACCACGGCUACAAAUCUUGCUGUGCUUAGAAAUAGCACAGGCAUACUUGUUGUAUGCCCGAGUCUAUAAGAUUGAGGAGUAUUUAUUGAAGGCGAGGGAAUUGGCCGGAUUGAAGUUAGAACUUACAGGCAUCCUAGGUAAAAGGACAAAAUUCCAGCAGAAGUCUCUACCACAACUGGCUCUGUCUAGCGAAUUAGACUCCGAAGUGGACCGUCCAUCCGCCGAGGAGAGCCACGGCACUUCGGAACUGCCCCCUGACAUAGAGUUGCAGGAUGACGUGAGGUUGCACAAGAUACAUUACAAUGAGGCAAUCAAUCAAGCCGAUUUGCCUAGUCUGGAGCAGACAUUGUGCUUAUUGACUGUCCAAUAUCUUCAAAAGGCACAGCCUAAAGAUGAAUUAACUACUGAAGAGUUGCAGCCGUACAUUGCUACCAUUCUGUCCCAAAGCAAGGGUCCAUGGUCCACUAGAGUAGCCGCCCUGCUCAUCCGCUGUAAACUGGAAGCGAAUCACAAGCGUACUGUGGAACGCUCCAUGUUGCAGUGCGAAACCAUUGUUAAUGAUAAAACUUGCGUUUCGUCCACUAGUAGGUUAUCAUACCUCUGGGCCAGCGGUCUACAACCAGCUUGGACCUGGAGGCAGCAACUGGCGGACUUGUACCUCAGUCUGGGGCUGAGCAAGGCCGCCUUGGAAGAGUACCAGCGACUGCAGCUGUGGGAGGAUGUGAUUGUGUGCUACACCAUACUGCAGCUGCGGCACAAGGCAGCGGAAGUGAUACAGCAGCAAAUUAAUAUAAAGCCUACAGUCAAGUUGUACUGUCUCCUUGGAGAUGCUACAGAUGACGUCUCUUGCUAUGAGAAAGCGUGGGAGUUCUCCAACCACAGGAGCAGCCGGGCGCAGCGACACUGGGGCAACUAUCUGUUUAGUCGUAAAGAGUAUGAACAGUGCAUACCGCAUUUUGAGAAGUCGGUCGAGAUUAAUUCUAUACAGGAGAGCGUGUGGCUGAGGCUCGGCUACGCAGCCCUAAUGACGGAACAAUGGGAGACCUCGGCGAGGGCCUACCGCCGCUAUACAUACCUACAGCCCAACACGUUCGAAGCAUGGAACAAUUUGGCCAAAGUGUAUGUGAAUCAAGGAGAUAAGAAUAGAGCCUACAGAGCCUUGAUGGAAGCGCUGAGAUUCAACUAUGACAACUGGAAGCUAUGGGAGAACGUGAUAAUGGUGAGCAUGGACACGGGCCACUUCGAAGAUGUCAUCAGAGGCGUCCACCGCAUGCUGGAAUUGCAGAACAAGUUUGAAGAUACAGAGCUGCUGCAUUUAUUGGUACGGGCUGUCCUGCAGGACGCCAGGGACCCUGAUGGGAACGGUGCCGCUAGGCUCAGAAAACGCGUGCUGGAACUAUUUGGCAGGAUAACGUCUGUGCACCCGAACAAGCCGGAGAUCUGGCAACUGUAUUCGGACCUCAGUCCCACAUACUUGUUGAAGGCGCAACGUCUGCUCAAAGCAUACAGGGGUUUUACACAGAGUGGCAAAUGGCCGAACGAUCCUAACACCAGCAAGAAGGUUAUAGAAGUUGCUCAGAACCUGCUGGACUUCAGCAUAAAAGCUAGAAAGGAGUGCGAAGAUAAAGAUAAGCUGCAAUGCGAUCAACAGCUCUCUUCCGCGAGGUUGACUGGUCAGGCGGUUAUAAGAGCAGUAGAGAAGCAGGACUGGCCAGAUACAAAGAACAGUCUUGAAGAAUUAAAAAAUAUGUUCAAUGAUGUAACGGAAUAUAUGAAAUCAGUUAUUUAUUUCUGUCUUUUAUUUUCCGCUUAA
Molecule: messenger RNA, 2534 nt
Organism: Amyelois transitella
Lineage: Eukaryota; Metazoa; Arthropoda; Insecta; Lepidoptera; Pyralidae
Product: tetratricopeptide repeat protein 27
Exons: 12
Coding region: 144-2534 (796 amino acids)
Molecular function (GO): protein binding
Source: RefSeq, a predicted model, not a curated record